UCUGUAUUCCCUCUUUAAAAGGCUUCGCCGGUAAGAGAGAGAAGCAAAAGUGGAACGUCUCUUCUCUUUGCAGCUUUGCUUCUUCUUUCUCCCUUUGAGCUUGCUUCCCAGAUCUGGCGUUGGGGUUUCCUCCUGGGGGUGCUAGGAGUUGGGAUGGGACAGCAGACGCUCAUCUACAGUUUCGUCGCGCGGGGGACGGUGAUCCUGUCGGAGUACACGGAAUUCACCGGAAAUUUCACUACCAUUGCCUCCCAGUGCCUCCAGAAGCUCCCCGCGGCCAACAACAAGUUCACCUACGACUGCGACGGCCACACAUUCAACUACCUCGUCGAGGACGGCUACACAUACUGUGUAGUUGCAGUUGAGGCAGCUGGAAGGCAGAUCCCCAUUGCAUUCCUUGAGAGAGUGAAGGAGGACUUCACCAAAAGAUAUGGAGGAGGAAAAGCUGCAACAGCUGCGGCCAACAGUUUAAACCGAGAGUUUGGGUCCAAACUUAAAGAGCACAUGCAGUACUGUGUCAACAACCCUGAGGAAAUCAGCAAGCUGGCCAAAGUGAAAGCUCAAGUUUCUGAAGUAAAAGGAGUCAUGAUGGAGAACAUCGAGAAGGUGCUUGAUCGUGGAGAGAAAAUUGAGCUACUUGUGGAUAAAACCGAAAAUCUUCGCUCUCAGGCUCAAGAUUUCAGGCAGCAAGGAACAAACUUGAGAAGGAAAAUGUGGCUACAGAACAUGAAGAUUAAACUGAUUGUUUUGGCCAUCAUUAUCGCUCUAAUCAUGAUCAUUGUCCUGUCUGUUUGCCAUGGCUUCAAAUGCUGAUGGGUGCUACCAAUGCCCAUAUUACGCAAUGGAGAAUACUAAUACCAAUUGCUGCUCAAAUGGAAAUGUUGAAUUGAUGAAGAUGAAUGAUUCAGGGCAUCAUGUUAUAGGAGAGAAUUUUACUCAAAAUUUCUUUGGAAAUGAGGUGAGAUUGACUACAUACUACUUGAUGAUAUAUUUCAAUGCGUUUCUUGUUGCCACUUUAAGAAAUAGUAUUCUAUAGGAUUGAUGCUGGAAUAA
Messenger RNA from Zingiber officinale, 1053 nucleotides. Its product is annotated as vesicle-associated membrane protein 721-like. The transcript is spliced from 5 exons. Lineage: Eukaryota; Viridiplantae; Streptophyta; Magnoliopsida; Zingiberales; Zingiberaceae. Gene Ontology annotation, cellular component: membrane. The coding region runs from base 154 to 813 and encodes 219 amino acids. Gene Ontology annotation, biological process: vesicle-mediated transport. The record is from RefSeq and is a predicted model, not a curated record.